AUGGCUGGCGAUCGAGUCAUGGCUGACGGCCUCCUCGCCGUAUGGCAUGCCUACCGUCUUCCUAUUCUCAUUGCAGUGUCGGCGCUAUUCUUCGCCAUUCGUGCCUACCGGACGCUUUCCCGAUCGAAGACGCCGGCCUCAGCCUCCGUACCGUCCUCCCCGCGCAGCCAGUCUCCUGAGAAACUCGAGAAACUCCCCGCAACACAGAAUGCCGUCUUGGAGAAAGAAAAUCUGAAAGCCGUCCGCGCUGAUGCCGGGACUAAACCCUCUGGCCCCAAGCGCGUCCAGGGCAAGAAGCCCGCAAAGACAAUCGGUGGCCGUCGUGGUUCCAGCGAGGAGCUCCAGCCCAUCACUCAUAUCCAACCCAUUAUCUUCUUUGCCUCUUUGACGACCAACACCGAACGGUAUGCGAACGUCUUGUUGGAGGAUUUGCGUGCCGCUGCUCAGGAGCAAUCAAACCUGGAGAACCCCGGACGUGGUAUUCUGCCCCCGCAGAUUCAUGACAUCUCGUACAUCGACUUUGACGACUUCUUUGUCUCUGCCCCAAAGCCACCGUCAACUUCUCCUGGAACACGCUACAUGUACUGCAUUUUGGUCCCAACCUACAACAUUGACACGGUACUGAGCACUUUCCUGGGUGAUUUGGAGGAAACACACAAUGACUUCCGAAUUGAUACCGGUUCGCUGCACCAAUUGGCUGGAUACUCGGUCUUUGGCUUCGGUGACAAGGAAGAAUGGCCAACUGAGGAAGAGGGUUUCUGCACACAGGCUAAGGAGAUUGAUCGUUGGAUGUCAAAACUCACGGGUCGCAAGCGGGCAUUCCCGUUGGGCAUGGGCGAUGUCAAGAGUGAUGCCGACGCUGCUUUGAAGGAUUGGUCUCAAGGAAUCCAGGAUACCUUGUCGGACAUUUUGGAGAAUGGUGGCUUGGGCGAGGGUGUUUCCGGUAGCGGUGAUGCUGUGGAGAGUGAUGAAGAGGAAAUGGACGAUGACGAUUCGUCUGGAAAAGAAAAGAAGAGCUCCAUGGUAGAUCUCGAAGAUAUCAAGAUGGGCGAUGACUCCGGCCCUCUUCCUAUUGAUUUUACCACCGUGGGCAAAGUUGUAUCUUCGGAAGCCAGUGCCAAGGAAAUGGUUCCCAAGACCUCGCCUACCUAUGCCUCUUUGACGAAACAAGGCUACACGAUUGUGGGUUCGCACUCUGGAGUCAAGAUUUGUCGAUGGACCAAAUCGGCGCUGCGUGGACGAGGCUCUUGCUACAAGUACUCUUUCUAUGGUAUCAGAUCCCAUCUCUGCAUGGAGGCAACACCAUCUCUCUCAUGUUCCAACAAGUGCAUUUUCUGCUGGCGUCACGGUACAAACCCGGUCGGAACAACUUGGCGUUGGAAGGUUGACUCUCCCGAGCUGAUUUUCCAAGGUGUGAAAGAAGGUCACUAUAAGAAGAUCAAGAUGAUGAAGGGUGUUCCCGGUGUCCGAGCUGAGCGAUUCGCCGAGGCUAUGCGCAUCCGCCACUGUGCCCUGAGUCUGGUCGGUGAGCCCAUUUUCUACCCUCACAUCAACCGGUUCUUGGAAAUGCUCCACGCGGAGCACAUCUCCAGCUUCAUGGUGUGCAACGCCCAACAUCCUGAUCAACUCGAGAACCUGCACCGCGUCACUCAACUAUAUGUUUCCAUCGAUGCCAGCAACCGUGAGAGUUUGCGGAAGAUCGACCGCCCGUUGCACCGUGAUUUCUGGGAGCGAUUCCAGCGCUGUCUCGAUAUUCUGCGGGAAAAGCGACACGUUCAGCGAACCGUUUUCCGAUUAACCUUGGUCAAGGGCUUCAACGUGGAUGAUGAGGUCAUCGGAUAUGCAGACUUGGUUGAAAAGGCUUUGCCAUGUCUGAUCGAGGUCAAGGGUGUCACAUAUUGCGGAACCAGCACGAGCGCUGGCGCCGGCUUGACCAUGCAGAACGUGCCCUUCUAUGAAGAAAUCACCAGCUUUGUGGUCGCCCUCAACGCGGAGCUAGAGCGCCGAGGGCUCGGGUAUGGUCUUGCCGCAGAGCACGCCCACAGCUGUUGUGUUCUGCUCGCCUCCAAUCGGUUCCAUGUGAACGGAAAAUGGCAUACUCGGAUCGACUAUCCUCGCUUUUUCGAGUUGUUGGAGAAGGAAAAGGCCGAUGGAACCUCUUUCACUCCGGAAGACUACAUGCAGGAGACCGAGGAGUGGGCGCUUUGGGGCAAUGGUGGUUUUAACCCGGAGGAUGAGAGAGUCCACCGCAAGGGCAAGAACAGAGACAGAGCCAUUGAGGCUACUCCUGUGGAGGAUGUCUCGAGCUCAUGA
Messenger RNA from Penicillium pulvis, 2313 nucleotides. Its product is annotated as flavodoxin and radical SAM domain protein. Gene Ontology annotation, molecular function: catalytic activity; 4 iron, 4 sulfur cluster binding; FMN binding. Gene Ontology annotation, biological process: wybutosine biosynthetic process. The transcript is spliced from 2 exons. The record is from RefSeq and is a predicted model, not a curated record. The coding region runs from base 1 to 2313 and encodes 770 amino acids. Lineage: Eukaryota; Fungi; Ascomycota; Eurotiomycetes; Eurotiales; Aspergillaceae.